Messenger RNA from Drosophila mojavensis, 390 nucleotides. RefSeq names its product 30S ribosomal protein S5. Bases 1 to 390 code for a protein of 129 amino acids. The record is from RefSeq and is a predicted model, not a curated record. NCBI's taxonomy places the organism in Eukaryota, Metazoa, Arthropoda, Insecta, Diptera, Drosophilidae. The transcript has a single exon.
AUGAGAGCUUUUACAAUUGCUUUGAGCUGCGCCCUUUUGGCCAUACUUGUUGCCCACCUGCCGUGCGCUGAGGCAGUCACCUGUGCAGAGGCACCCACCGAUGCCAACUGCAUUGACUGCACUCUUGCAGCAAAUGAAGCCGAUCCCGAGUGUGCGCCUCUAACUACAGUGGAGCCAAUCACGACGCAAGCCCCGCCGGCUGCCGAGUCAACUGUGGCUAAUGAUGAUGCCGAUGCUGACGAUGAUGAUUGUCCCUGCCGUCGUCCACGUGGAGGUCGUGGCGGUCGCCGCGGUGGGCGUGGAGGUCGCCGAGGUGGGCGUGGCGGUCGUGGAGGACGCGGGGGCUGGCGUGGUGGCAGGCGUGGCGAUAGACGCUUUGGCCGCGGCUAA